AUGGUCGAACCAUCUGUACCACGUCUAUGGCGUGCUGUUCUUCCUAUUUGCUUGAUUUGUUUUCUAUAUUUAUGUUCAUUUUUACUAUUUUUUUGUGCAACCAAUUCUUUAAUUUAUUCUACAGUUUGUCUUCUUCGAGCUAAUGAAUCAUAUUGUGCUGAAAUUGAUCAAAAUAAAUCGCUUAUAAUAUUAGAAGAAUCUAUUCAAAAAGAAAGUUCACAAUGGGCUCUAUAUGGAACACUUUCAUUUGCAAUUAUUGCUUGUUUUAUUUCACCUAUUUAUGGAAGUUUAUCUGAUACAAAAAAUCGAAAAUUUCCUAUUAUUUUAACAAUAUGUAAUGCUAUAUUAACAGGUCUAAUAAUCACAAUUGCAAGUAUUUAUCAAGGUACACAAUUAUGUUUAAUAUUAUAUAUAGUAGCUAAUAUUGUAAAUGGUUUUGGUGGUGGAACACUAAUUCUUAUUUCUUCAUGUUUUGGUUAUGCUACUGAUUCAUGUACGCAUAAAGAACAACAUGUUCAAAUGAUUGCUAUUAUCGAAGCAUCUUUAAAUAUUGGCGUUAUAAUUGGUUAUGCUUUGUGUACAUUUGUUUUUGAAUUACAUACUCGAAUAUGGCAUAUUUUACUUGUUCAUGUUCUUUUGUUGGUUCUAGCACUUGUUAUAAGUCUAGUUUUUCUUAAAAAUCGAUCAUUAUCACAACCAUCAACGAAUAAUCUAAGUCAAAAAAUAAUACAACCAAUAUAUGAUAUUCAUGAUUUAUUUGUUGGAUUAAAACAAAAUCAUUUACUUAUAUCAUUUCUCAUACUUUUAUUCUCACUUUUCUUCUAUGAUCUAUUUCGAAUGGGUUCAGGAUCUAUUGUUUAUUUAUAUUUACAUUAUAUGUCAUUUGAUGAUGCACAUUAUGCAGCAUAUUUUUCAUUUGAACAAUUAGCUACUUGUUUAGCAUUGAUAUUAUUAGUAUUAUUAAGACGACGAUGGAAGGUUAAUGAUCUUUAUUUAGCUAUUAUGGGUUUAUGUUUAUCAUUAGCUGCACCGAUAUUAUUUGCAUUUGCUCAAAGAAAUAAAGCGAUGAUUUUUGGAGCUAUUCCAUCAUCAAUGUUUAGUAUUUAUUUUGCAGUAUGUUUACGAGCAAUAAUUGCUCGUUUAGUCCCUGAAAAAGAUAAAGGUAAAGCAUUUAGUUUUGUUGCUUUAAUACAAAAUCUAGAUGUUGUGAUGGGUACAAUUGCUUGUGUGGAAAUUUAUCAAGCAUCGAUUGAUUUUUUUCCUGGUCUUGUUUUUAUUUUUGCUGCUACUACAAGAAUAAUUGCAUUAAUUUUCAUUUUAAUACAAGGAUUAUGUGUUAGUCGAACACCUGAAUUAUUAUCAAUAAUGCCAACUGAUGAAAUAGAAGAACCAAUUUUAGAAAAUCAAUCUGAUGACGACAAUAAUAAUGAUGAUGAAUUAAUUCAUGCAUAA
This is a messenger RNA of Rotaria sordida, 1452 nucleotides long. The record is from the annotation of a GenBank genome assembly. NCBI's taxonomy places the organism in Eukaryota, Metazoa, Rotifera, Eurotatoria, Philodinida, Philodinidae.